Symsagittifera roscoffensis is the source of this 2670-nucleotide messenger RNA. Its product is annotated as polypeptide N-acetylgalactosaminyltransferase 13-like. Gene Ontology annotation, biological process: protein O-linked glycosylation. Lineage: Eukaryota; Metazoa; Xenacoelomorpha; Acoela; Convolutidae. Gene Ontology annotation, cellular component: Golgi apparatus. The record is from RefSeq and is a predicted model, not a curated record. Bases 295 to 2208 code for a protein of 637 amino acids. Gene Ontology annotation, molecular function: polypeptide N-acetylgalactosaminyltransferase activity. The transcript is spliced from 8 exons.
GAUCUAAUAAUGAUUAAUGAAAGUUUUAUACUUAGUUAGAAUAGUUUAGCUAGUUAGAUAUUAACCUCCUGUGGAGUUGUUCUAACUUCUUAAUGACUACUUCCUAUGUGUGUUUUGCCCACUAUUCGUGCCUCUUUUCACAAUUAGCCAGCGAUUAAUUCUAGAACCAGUGAGUUGCACUUGUUAAACAUAGUUGCCACAAUAUUCUCUUGAAUUUGCAAUUACAAUACCGCUAAUUUCAAUCACAGUUAGAUUUCUUCUUUACAAUCAAGUAGAGCACUACUAUACAACAACAUGGCUUUAUUCAACACCAAUGUGGCCCGUGCCAAAAUGGGAGGUGCCAGAGGGGCGUGGCGUUGUCGCCGUGUCCCGGUAUAUUGUCACGUGAUCUUAGUUACCUCUUUGGUUUGGCUCUUCAUCGACGCCAUGGUGCUAUUCUACGUCACCUCCAACUCCUCCUUGUCAUCACCUGCGGCCGGAAGCAACCCGAGUGAAGCCGACUCAGCUGUGAGAAAAGGACAAUCUAACGAGGGUGAUCCACUAGUCAAAAAAGAAAGUGCGGGCAGAAAGAAAGAGGUGAAGCCACAGGGACCAGUGCCAGUGCCGAACCCAAAACACGCGAAAAUCAUUGGUGCAAUAAAUGAUCUUAACGACAGAGAUAAGAACCCGCCUGAUUUACCGGGUGAACAGGGCAAAGCAGUAGAGUUGAACGAGGUAGACAAGGAGCUCUCCAAGAACACUUACAAGGAGAAUCAAUUCAACCUGUUAAUCUGUGAACGAAUCAGUCUCAAUCGAUCCCUUCCCGAUCACAGACCUGAAAAAUGCAAAGCGAUGCCAUACAGACGUGAUCUGCAGUCCACGAGUGUGGUGAUUGUGUUCCACCAAGAGGCAUGGUGCACUCUUAUCCGAUCAGUCUACUCAAUCAUCAACCGAUCCCCCAAACAUCUCAUACAAGAAAUCAUUUUAGUAGACGAUGCCAGCACUAAAGAGCACUUGAAAGAGAACCUUACAAAGUUCGUGGACAAGCAACCCUUACUUAAAUUAGUCCGACUUGAAACCCGCUCUGGUCUCAUAAAAGCUAGACUGGCUGGGGCAGAUGCGGCCUCAGGGGAAGUAAUCGUGUUUUUGGAUAGUCAUAUCGAGACAUCGCAUGGAUGGCUGGAACCCCUUUUGCAUGAGAUACGAGAAGACAGAACACGAGUGGUGGUACCGACUAUUGAUAAUAUUAAUCUGGACACGUUCCAUUACGCGACUGUGGACGGAGCUCCUCAAAUUGGGGGGUUUACCUGGUCUCUCACCUAUUUCUGGUACCAGUUGACUCACUCUGAGAAAAAGAGAGUGGGAGACGAUUACAGUCAGCCUGUUAGGAGCCCAGCUAUGGCAGGAGGCCUCUUCGCAAUAGAUCGCAAUUACUUCUAUGAAAUCGGAAGCUACGACGCCGAGAUGGAAAUAUGGGGAGGAGAAAACAUUGAGAUGUCUUUGAGGAUCUGGCAGUGUGGCGGCUCUAUUUGGAUCCUUCCCUGUUCCAAAGUGGGACAUGUGUUCAGAAAACAGUCACCCUACGGCUGGCCCGGAGGCGUGACCAACAUUCUGGGCAAAAACAAUCGACGUCUAGCCGAAGUGUGGCUGGACGAAUAUAUCAACUUCUGGUUCUUCAUUAGUCCAGGGUCUAGGAACGUAGCUUAUGGAGAUGUGAGCGAUAGAAGAGAGCUGCGUAAGAAUCUGAAGUGCAAGUCGUUCAACUGGUACAUACAGAAUGUGUGGCCUGAGUCUAGCUACAAUCUUGCCGUAUAUUUCCUGGGACAGAUUGAGAACCCAGAAUCUAAAUUGUGCAUUGAUACUAUGGCUAGGAAGCAGGACGAGAAAGUGGGUGCGGUGACUUGCCAUCAUCAGGGAGGCAACCAGGCAUUCGCCCUAACCAAAGACAACGAACUACGAUCGGAUGACCUGUGUGUAGACGCAAGCAAGAAAAAUGAACCGGUUAUUCUCUACAGGUGUCAUAAACAGGGUGGCAACCAGUACUGGUUUUAUGACGAGAAGGGAUCACGACAGCUGCGACACAAAGUUACUAACCAGUGCCUUACGGUGCCGCAGCCGGCAAGCCAAGAGCUCCACUUGCAGGAAUGCGAUUCAAACAACCCGUUCCAAGUGUGGGCAAUGGAGAACGCAAAGGAGCUGACUGAGUUACUACAGAAGUACAAAACGUAGAAAGCUGAAAAAUAAUUAAAAUAAUUUAAAAAUAGAUUGAUAAAAUUUUAUUGAUGAAUUACUGUCAUCGUUAUUGAAGACUUCGAAUCAAAGAUAUGGUUUUCUUAUAAGCCUAUUUCUUGUGACACAAGGUUUUGUGGUGCUUUUAUAAGCAAUGAAAGAGAGAUGCAGUUGAUGCGUUUUUCUGGAAUAUAAAUGGUCGUUAGUCUGUUUGUGUUAGAGAAAUAUUCAGUAUAUUUUAUCUUCAAUAAGCAAUCUAUAAAUGAGCAAUUCACUCUUUAAAUGAGAACUAGGCGCUUUGUUAUAUAAGUAAUACUCGGUAUGUUCCAAGCAGGAUCGAUAUUGUCAUUUGAAAUGAUUACUGAGAUGUUCAGCCCAUAGAAGCUUAUUGCGAAACAGGUGCUGAUACUUAUAACUCUGGGCGGUCGAAUUCUCAAUAAUAUUGAACAUUGACCGGGCGUC